AUGACUCCAUGAGACGGGAAUAACCUCCCGAGAAGACCUCUCUUUCUGUAUUGAUCCGGACUUGAAAUAAAAGUGGGAAGAAUCUGGAUCUAGCCCAUUUCCUUUCGUUUUAAGUCUUUUUCCCACUUAUUUGCACUGGCCAUUCAAAUACGGCACCAUUCCGUUAUUGUAACGCAUUGUAUUUUUGUUCGCGUUAAAUUGUUAAAUAUUUAUUUUUUUUUAGCGGUUUUUAAGACCUAUUUUUUUUUCGCGCUUUUGCACAUCGAUUUUAUUUUUAAGAGAAUCGCGGUUUGUUUUAUUUCUAGUUGUAAAUAUAAUAAUAAUAAUAAUAAGUGAUUAAAAUGACAGGUGUUACUUCUUUGGACGCUGUGAAGAGAAAAAUUCAAAGUUUGCAACAGCAAGCGGACGACGCAGAAGACCGAGCUUUAGUUUUACAGCGCGAGUUGGACAAUGAACGGGAGCUCCGGGAAAAAGCUGAAGGUGAUGUGGCAGCUCUGAACCGCAGGAUUCAGCUGGUGGAGGAAGAACUGGACCGGGCUCAGGAGAGGCUGGGUACUGCACUACAGAAACUGGAAGAAGCAGAGAAGGCGGCAGACGAGAGCGAGAGAGGUAUGAAGGUAAUUGAGAACCGCGCCAUGAAGGACGAGGAGAAGAUGGAGAUCCAGGAGAUGCAGCUGAAGGAGGCCAAGCACAUUGCUGAGGAGGCUGACCGCAAAUAUGAGGAGGUAGCCCGUAAACUGGUGAUUCUUGAGGGUGAGCUGGAACGAGCCGAGGAGAGAGCAGAAGUUGCCGAAUGCAAAGCUAGUGAUUUGGAGGAGGAGCUGAAAAAUGUUACAAACAACCUUAAAUCCCUAGAGGCUCAGGCUGAGAAAUACUCAGAAAAAGAGGACAAGUAUGAAGAGGAAAUCAAGGUUCUUAGUGACAAGCUUAAGGAGGCCGAAACCCGUGCAGAGUUUGCAGAAAGAACAGUGGCCAAACUGGAAAAAUCCAUUGAUGACCUGGAAGAAAAACUAUCAAGUGCUAAAGAAGAAAACCUUGGAAUGCAUCAAGUGCUGGAUCAGACACUUCAAGAACUUAACAGCUUAUAAGAAAGACGAUGAGAGAGAAAUCCAUCAGUCAACAUUCCACAAAUAUCUCAUUCACUCCAAAUCUCAAGCUAUCAAGCCCUGUUUUCUCACAAAGUAAUAAUUAACAUUUUGAGGCAUUGCUCUAACGUUUUCUACACCCUCUGCCUCGAAAUCGCUAUCAAAAAUCUUUAAAAAUAAAUUAGCCUACGUUUUUCUGAGGUGCUAUAUCCCCGUUAUUCCCACUGAAACAAUGCUAUAAAUAGCUCAAUAAAUGCUAUACCACAUGGAAAAUGUAUACAUUAAUGUGCUUGGUAGAAAUACCUCAUCAUUCCCUGGAAUUGUUGGCAUUAAUGUGUUUCGCGGGCAAAUUAAUUCGUUACGUGCUAGUUUUCCAUGAAGUGUUUUUGACUGUAUCAUGCCUGCCACCUACUGGCCAUGUGGUACACUACAUCAAAAACUUCACAGCUGACUGUUGUAGUGGAUCAUUUGAGAUAUAACAUCGGGACAUCAUUGAUGUUGAUUCUUUUUUUAUAUACGUAUAUAUAUAAAAAUGUCUUAAUUUUUUUUAAUUUCCUUUAUUUGUCUCGAUUUGGAACACGAUUGGCAUAAAAAAGUAACAUGAAGUACCAUUGACAUUUGAACAUGGUGCCAUGGCAAUGCUGUUUUUUGACAAAUGCCAUCUUAUGGUAUCCUUUGAAUUGCCUUGGAGUAUCAUACAAAUACCAUGGUACGUGAAUAUGGUAAUGACUAAGCCAUCAUGAAAUGGGGACCAAAGAAAUAUCUGUUCUUACCAAGACAUUUCUGUGAAUGCAUUGUUGCUUUUUUUUUUUCUGUCAAAUUAGUAUUUUUGAAUGCCUCAUAAGUUUCUUUACCACUUUCUGUGUAAUAAAUUUGUAUAAAAAGUC
Messenger RNA from Myxocyprinus asiaticus (Chinese sucker), 1972 nucleotides. Its product is annotated as tropomyosin alpha-3 chain. Gene Ontology annotation, cellular component: actin filament. Gene Ontology annotation, molecular function: actin filament binding. Lineage: Eukaryota; Metazoa; Chordata; Actinopteri; Cypriniformes; Catostomidae. The transcript has 8 exons. Gene Ontology annotation, biological process: actin filament organization; muscle contraction. Bases 342 to 1088 code for a protein of 248 amino acids. The record is from RefSeq and is a predicted model, not a curated record.